CCGCCCGGCCCCGGGCAGGGGAGGCGGGACCCGGCGGCCGCCCCCGCCCCCUCGGCGGGCGGCAGGAGAGUUGAACUGGGGAGCGGCUCCGCAUGGGGCCUCGGCCGCGCCGGUGACCGGCCUGAGCAGAGCCCACCCGGCGCGGGGGGGAGGCCGAGCGCGGGCGGCCGAUGGAGAGGCGAGAGGACGGGCGGGGCUGGGCGUACAGAGUUGAUCCAUAUGGGUUUGAAAGGCCAGAAGACUUUGAUUAUGCAUCUUAUGAAGCAUUCUUUUCCAGAUAUCUAGUGAUACUCACUAGAAGAGCAAUAAAAUGGUCCAAGCUCCUAAAAGGGAAAAACAGUAUACAGAAGAGUUUAAAAGUGAAAAGAUAUAUCAGGAAAGGCAUCCCCAGUGAGCACCGUGCAUUGAUCUGGAUGAUUGUGAGUGGGGCUCAAACCAAUAUGGAACAAAACCCUGGAUAUUACCACAGACUGCUUGAAGGAGAGAAGAAUGACAAGCUGGUUGAAGCAAUCAAAACAGACAUGAACAGAACUUUUCCAGAUAAUGUAAAAUUCCGCAAAACUGCUGAUCCCUGUUUGCAGCAUACACUCUACAACGUAUUGGUAGCAUAUGGGCAUCAUAAUAAAGCAGUAGGAUAUUGUCAGGGCAUGAACUUCAUAGCUGGAUACCUGAUUCUUAUUACGAAGAAUGAAGAGGAGUCCUUUUGGUUGCUAGAUGCUCUUAUUGGAAGAAUAUUGCCUGAUUAUUACAGUCCUGCAAUGCUGGGCCUGAAAACUGAUCAGGAAGUCCUUGGAGAACUUGUGAGAAUGAAAGUUCCAGCUGUGGCAGAGCUGAUGGAGAGACAUGGAGUGAUGUGGACCCUCGUGGUGUCACGCUGGUUUAUAUGCUUGUUCAUUGACAUUCUUCCAGUAGAGACUGUGCUCCGAAUAUGGGAUUGUUUAUUCUAUGAAGGGUCAAAGAUCAUCUUCCGUGUGGCCUUAACAUUAAUUAAGCAACACCAAGCUUUUAUUUUGGAAGCCACAAAUUUCCCUGACAUCUGUGACAAAUUUAAGCAGAUCACCACAGGAACGUUUGUAACAGAGUGUCACAGCUUCAUGCAGAAAAUAUUCACAGACCCUGGAAGCUUAUCCAUGGCAACAAUCAACAAACUCCGAGAGACUUGCAGAGAGAAGUUGCUUUCUCAGGGAUAACUCACCAGAUUUAACCCAGUGGUCAGAUCCUACAGCAAUUGUCACAUUCCUCUAUUUGCACUGACUAAAGCACACUUUAAGCUUUCCAUGAGUUAACUGACACUUGACCAAUUUUUCCUGCCUUUCAAGUAAGUGUUGUUAACACUUUGUACUGUAUGUCAGGCUUGAUAACUGGAACAGGUGGUUCUGUUGUUUUGGGGGGGGUUGUUGGUGGUUUUUUUGUUUGUUUUUUGUUUGUUUGUUUGGGUUUUUUUAUUAUUGAGGAUUACAGUGUUUUCAGAUUAGAAUGUGAUCAGUAUCAGGACACUCCUUUUAAAAAAGCAGUCACCAUCCUUGUCUUUUCAGGGCAUUUUGUAAUGUUAAAAAAGCAGGUGUAUAAAAUUGCAUAUCCUUCCUACUGUAUUAACUGUGACAUCACUAUCAUUUGUACAAAAUAAAUUAAUUUAAUUUGUCAGAACCAGUUUCCUGGUACGAAGAAAGUAAAAUAUCUGAUCUCUUUCCUGACUGCCCAUAGUUGGCUAGAAUAUAAGCAUCUUCCUUCUUCCUCGCUGCUGUUACUUAAGGAACUUAAUAAACAUGGUAAAGUACAAGGCAAGACUGCAAA
Molecule: messenger RNA, 1794 nt
Organism: Tyto alba (common barn owl)
Lineage: Eukaryota; Metazoa; Chordata; Aves; Strigiformes; Tytonidae
Gene: GRTP1
Product: growth hormone regulated TBC protein 1
Exons: 8
Coding region: 171-1190 (339 amino acids)
Source: RefSeq, a predicted model, not a curated record